This is a messenger RNA of Scylla paramamosain (green mud crab), 1954 nucleotides long. RefSeq names its product pancreatic triacylglycerol lipase-like. NCBI's taxonomy places the organism in Eukaryota, Metazoa, Arthropoda, Malacostraca, Decapoda, Portunidae. Gene Ontology annotation, biological process: lipid catabolic process. The coding region runs from base 162 to 1775 and encodes 537 amino acids. The transcript is spliced from 9 exons. The record is from RefSeq and is a predicted model, not a curated record. Gene Ontology annotation, molecular function: protein binding; carboxylic ester hydrolase activity; lipase activity.
AUUGUACUUAUUACUGUUACACAGCAAGAUGUAAGCCAUAACAAAACGCAAACUCGCCGCGUAUAAAAGAGAGUGGCUUUCUCCACCUAGGAAGUACUAGCCUGCAACCAGGACAGGAACGGUGAAGGUUGCUGGCUGCGUCCAGAGAGCAGUUCACCGACAUGGGGAAGAGCAGCGUAUGGCUUGGCGUGGUGAUGGUGGUGGUAGUGACUGGGGUGGCUGCCCGAGCAGCUACAAUCCCAGGCUGGAGACGCUCUGAGGCUGUGGACCUCAACCAUAGAUCCGUGAUACCCUGCAUAGAGUCAGAUGAUCCGGAGCCUUGGUGCGACCCUGUGCUGGGCUGCCUGUAUCUCACAGAUGAUUGGUUCCACUCCAAUCGUCCCUUCAAUGUGAUGCCUAACUCAAGGGAGCAUAUCAACACACGCUUCAUGCUGCACACACGGGAGAAACCUGCAAUCCAUGAGGAUGUGUUCAUUACCGCGAAUCGGAGCAGCGUGGACAACACCACCUUUGACCCAAACAAGCCUGUCAAGUUCAUCAUCCACGGCUUCAUAGACACGGGCUUCUUGGGAUGGCUCAGAGAGAUGGCGGAAGCCCUGUUGGCCUAUGGGGAUUACAACGUGGUGCGCGUGGACUGGGGGGGUGGUUCGCUGCCCAUGUAUUGCACCGCCACUGCCAACACCCGUGUGGUGGGCCUGGAGAUCGCCCACUUAGUUAACUUUCUUAUUGAUGAUUAUCAGCUGAACCCCGCUUCCGUGCACUUGAUCGGCCACUCCCUGGGCGCCCACACUUCAGGGUACGCGGGGGAGAAGAUCCAAGGUCUGGGGAGGAUAACUGGCAUGGAUCCUGCGGGACCUUACUUCACGGGCACUCCUGAGUUCAUCCGUCUUGAUCCAAGUGACGCAAUCUUUGUCGAUGCCAUCCACACAGACUCAGACCCAAUCUACACGCUGGGCUACGGCACCGACCAGCCGAUGGGGAACGUGGACUUUUACCCCAAUGCCGGCCACGACCAACCUGGCUGCGACCCCGUCAGCAUUGGCAUCGACGUGAUUCAGGAUAUUGGCGAAGGCAUCAGAGAGCUGGCAGCGUGCAGUCACGGACGUUCCUACAAACUGUUCACGGACGUCCUGCAGCAGCCUUGCCCGUAUCUUGCCCACGAGUGUGUCGACUAUGAGUCCUUCGAAAUGGGCCGCUGUGCUUCUUGCGGGGAGGACAACUCAAAGUGCGCCUACAUGGGCAUGAGGGCGGUGGAGUACAGCAGCCCACAGCGGGAGAGUGUCCGGCUGUACCUUGACACGGAUGCCAAGUCCCCCUACUGCUAUUACCACUACCAGGUGAUCGUGGACACAUCGCACCCCAAGGAGGCAGAGGUGUUCGUGCAGGGCCAUCUGGAUGUCACACUGUACGGGGACAACGGGGAACUACUUGAGAAUUUGAGACUGACCAAGAAGCACGAGAGGUUCGAGCACGGCCAGCUCAAGUACUUCAUGUUCAAGAGCCACAUCGAUCUGUCCCGCGUGAUUCGUUUGGUGGCCAAAUGGCGGUACGAUGACAGCCUCACCAACCCGGGUUCUUACUGCUGGGCUCUCCUCUGUAACCGCUCCCUGUACGUGCGCUCCAUCCAGGUGGCGCCCAUGGAUUACUACCCAGAGCAGAACAGGCUGAACCACAAGCACGUGCUGUGUCAAGCUGGCAGGGAGUACAUCAAGAUCAAGUCGGGAACAUCGGAAAGCCUGGAUUACGACGAAUCUUGUGUCUUUUCCAUCCAGUGAGCUGAUAAACCGUCUUCUGCUUGAUUCAUGGAUGAGAUGACUCUGAAAUUGUUGAUCGUAUGUUGAAAGCUGAGAAAAACAAGGUGGUAUGUUUAAAAUUCUCAAGCAUCAGGAGUACUUUCUUGCAUGGAAAUUUUUACAAUAAAAACCUGAGUCACUCAGUUUUGUGGGACAACUUA